Iphiclides podalirius (scarce swallowtail) is the source of this 549-nucleotide messenger RNA. NCBI's taxonomy places the organism in Eukaryota, Metazoa, Arthropoda, Insecta, Lepidoptera, Papilionidae. The record is from the annotation of a GenBank genome assembly.
AUGGUGUCCGACUUCAGGAAGAAGAAGCUUAUGUACUUGUUCAACCAGUUCUUCGACAGCAACAAAAGUGGCUCCAUAGACAAGAAGGACUUUGAGCUAGCGGCGGAGCAGAUAUCGAAGAUGCGGGGAUGGAAGCAAGGUGACGCCAAAUACAAGGAGACGUUGGACUCUCUGCUCAAGAUCUGGGACGGCCUGCAGAGCGUGGCGGACUCCGACAAGGAUGGGCAGGUGACAGCCGAGGAGUGGGUCAACAUGUGGGAGGAAUACGCCAAGAACCCGUCCGCGGCUGCAGACUGGCAGAACCAGUACUGCAAGUUCAUUUACCAGCUCGAGGAUGCUAGUGGCGACGGCGCCAUAGACAGCGAGGAGUUCUCCACCGUCUUCGAGUCCUUCGGCCUGCCUAAGAGUGAAGCUGCCUCCGCUUUCCAGAAGAUGUCAGGUGGCAAGUCCGAGAUAUCCUGGAGCGACUUCCAAGCGCUGUGGAGGGAGUAUUUCGUGACGGAGGACCCAAAGGCCCCGGGCAAUUUCAUCUUCGGGAAGUCUAGUUUC